Molecule: messenger RNA, 2297 nt
Organism: Erigeron canadensis
Lineage: Eukaryota; Viridiplantae; Streptophyta; Magnoliopsida; Asterales; Asteraceae
Product: two-component response regulator ARR12-like
Exons: 6
Coding region: 224-2044 (606 amino acids)
Biological process (GO): cytokinin-activated signaling pathway; phosphorelay signal transduction system
Molecular function (GO): DNA-binding transcription factor activity; DNA binding
Source: RefSeq, a predicted model, not a curated record
UCAAGAUGCUGUUUUCUCUCUCUAAAAUCUUUUGAAAUCAUUUUCUUUCUUUCUGGGUUUGUUUUGUCUGUCAACAAGGUGGUCAAACAAGUGAUAAAAAUCCAAACUUUGUGAAUCUUGGUUGUGUUUUAUUUGAAUCUUUUGUUUGAUCUUGUCUAAGUCAUUUUUCUUUGAAAGAAAGAAAAAAAAGUUGUUUAAUAUAUCAAAUAAGAAAUAAUAAGAUAUGACAGUUGAGGAAAUGAGGGGGGCUGAAAUUGAUAGAUUUCCAAUUGGAAUGAGAGUUCUUGCUGUUGAUGAUGAUCGUACUUGUUUGAAGUUAUUAGAUGGGCUUUUAAGGAAAUGCCAAUAUCAAGUUACAACCACAAAUGAAGCAGUAAUUGCAUUGAAGAUGUUAAGGGAAGAUCGAAACCGGUUUGACGUUGUGAUCAGUGAUGUGCAUAUGCCAGACAUGGAUGGUUUCAAGCUUCUUGAGCUUGUUGGUCUUGAAAUGGACUUACCUGUUAUUAUGUUAUCGGGAAACAGUGACCCGAAGCUUGUCAUGAAAGGGAUCACUCAUGGUGCUUGUGAUUACCUUGUGAAACCUGUUCGUCUUGAGGAGUUACGCAAUAUAUGGCAACACGUGAUCAGGAAAAAGGUUGACCCAAAAUCUCAGACAAAGUCAAACCAUAACCAUGGAAAGGGUAAUCAUGAAGGCGGACAAGAAGCCGGUAGUGGAGAUCCAAAUGGGAAACUUAUUAGGAAAAGAAAAGAUGAAGAUGAAGAUUUUGAAGACGAUGGUAAUGAAGAUGAUGAUUCAUCAACACAAAAGAAGCCACGUGUUGUUUGGUCCAUUGAUCUUCAUAGGAAAUUUGUAGCCGCUGUUAAUCAGCUUGGGAUCGAGAAAGCCGUUCCUAAAAGGAUUCUUGAUUUGAUGAAUGUUGAAGGUCUUACCAGAGAAAACGUGGCAAGCCAUCUCCAGAAAUAUCGGCUUUACUUGAAAAGGAUCAGUCAACAAGCUAACAUGGUGGUGGCGUUUGGCGGUAGCAAAGAUGCAUCUUCUUAUAUGAGAAUGAAUUCACUUGAUGGGUUUGGAGAUUUCCGUUCAUUAUCAGGUUCAGGAAGGCCGCCAAAUGCCCAGCUAUCAUCAUAUUCACCUUCUGGUAUGCUUGGUAGACUCAAUAGUGCAACCGGGAUGACCCUUCACAGCCUCACAACCCCAUCCUUGAUCCAACCAACACACACCCAAAACUUGACCAUUAGUUCAAUCAACAAGUUUCAGCCGGUUGUAUUACCACCGCCAACAAAUCACCAAACCACAAAUCUUUUUCAGGGAGUUCCAACGUCUUUUGAACUUGGCCAUCUUCAACAGAGUAAUAAACCGAAUACCCAACUCUCGGAUUUUAAUCACAUUGAUGAAUCUCGAAUAUUUAAUGGUUCUAGCACCUUUUCAACAGUAGGGAAUCAAUCUUCUAUGAAUCUUGUUUCAAGUAGUUCUACCUUUCUUGAUCCCCCGCCACCAAGUGUAGAAAGCUUUCAUGAUCAAUUGCCACCAAAUAGCAGCUUAAAAUAUGGUUAUACUGCUAGUAGUAACACAAUUAGCGGAUUUGGUUCUAAUAUAGCUAGCACAGCCUCUCUACCCCUUGAAGGUCAAAGUCAAAGGCAUGCACGGUAUGGCACCCAAAGUUAUGGUCAGUAUUCAAGUAAUGCUUUUAGCACUUUAGCCGCUACAUCCCCAACACCCAAUGGAAUUAGUGUGAGUGGACCUGUGAGUCAAUCAACUGAUCAACUUUCUGGGGUCUACAAUACGUCGAAUGGCAAUGGUACACUUCUUAUGCAGCGGAAUAAGGGGACUCAUAGGUCAAGUACUGAACUGAAAAUGGGAUCCGGUGAUAACUAUUUACUGGAGCAGACCAAGAUACCAAGUGGUUUUAUUGCAAAUAACGGUUAUGAUUCCUUGGACGAUCUUAUGAAUGGAAUGAUGAAACAGGAGCAGGACCAGGAUCCAACAAUCAUGAUGAAUGGAGAAUUUGGAUUUGAUCCUUAUUCAUUCGGAUCAUGUUUAUGAUGAUGAAUUGAUGAUACAUUAAUUAGCUCUUGACUCCUAGAGAAUGAUAAAACGAGGCUGCAAUGAUGAAUUAGGUUUUAUGAAAUGAGAAGUUUGUAUCAAUAUGUAAUUUAUUUUCUAAGACUAUUUAUGUCUAGCUUCUUCGGUGUCAUCCUUUAUCAAAACUUGUAGCCAGGUUUUCAUGACAUGGGUAUAACUGUUUUCAGAUUUCUUGAAUCUAUUUCCGUAUCACUCUUUUUCUUGCUGUUUAAAA